This is a messenger RNA of Dovyalis caffra, 642 nucleotides long. The record is from the annotation of a GenBank genome assembly. NCBI's taxonomy places the organism in Eukaryota, Viridiplantae, Streptophyta, Magnoliopsida, Malpighiales, Salicaceae.
AUGGCAAACCUUAACGUUCAAGAGAUUAUAGAGAAGCAAGUACUUACUGUAGCCAAGGCAGUGGAAGACAAGAUUGACGAUGAGAUCGCAGCAUUAGAUCGUCUCGAUCUUGACGAUAUAGAGGCAUUGAGAGAGAGACGGUUACAGCAGAUGAAGAAAAUGGCGGAGAAGCGCAGCCGUUGGAUCUCUUUAGGUCAUGGCGAGUACACUGAAAUUCCAUCAGAGAAGGAUUUCUUCUCUGUUGUUAAAGCUAGUGAUCGUGUCGUUUGCCAUUUCUAUCGCGAUAAUUGGCCUUGCAAGGUGAUGGACAAGCACAUGAGUAUACUGGCGAAGCAACAUAUAGAGACACGCUUUGUGAAGAUUCAUGCUGAGAAAAGUCCAUUUUUGGCUGAGAAACUCAAGAUUCUUGUUCUUCCAACUCUUGCACUUAUAAAGAAUGCCAAAGUGGAUGAUUAUGUGGUGGGAUUUGAUGAGCUUGGAGGGACAGAUGAGUUUAACACAGAGGAUUUGGAGGAGAGAUUGGCUAAAGCUCAAGUAAUCUUUUAUGAGGGUGAAUCAUCUCUAAAUUCAUCAAAAUCCAGCGCACAAACCAGGAGGAGUGUGCGGCAAAGCGAGAGCCAUGACUCAUCAGAUUCAGAUUGA